AUGUUUGGACACUCCAGAGCCAAAAGGAUCCCUCCUCUGGGGCGCAAAUUCACUCUCCCACAUUCACUAUCUGAGAAGGUAGAGGAAGCUGUGGAGCUGGUACCAUCCAGGCACCUCCCACUUUCUUGCCCAUAUGGGGUGGAGGAGAAGGUCCAAGAAGAUCCCAGAAAAAACAUGGAGGAUCUUGUAGAGACCAAAGGGCAGAAUGGUGGGAACAGGGUCCCCCAUAACGUUGGGGACAUACCAUUAAAAUCUAGUCCCCUGGAGACCAGUGGGCUUCUCAGUUCCUCACAGCGCAGCCCCACACCUUUGGACCUCCAUCCUAAUCCUCCAGGAGACAGUUUGAGGGAGAACACCCAGAAGUCUCUGAUGAACUGCUGCCCUGAAGGCCACGUAGUCACCUCCUCCCAUGGCCCAGCCGGAAAUGUCACGCCUGACACAGAUGCUGCAGUGCUCCGCGACCCAACCCCAUGCUGCCCCUUACUGCAGGAGACAUCAACAAAGGAAGUGUUGGGUGAAAACCAUCAGCCUAUAGGGGACACAUCAUACCUAUCUAGGAAGGAGAUACAGGUUAAUGAGCCUUCAGGCAUCUCAUCAAGGAGCUCUUUUUCCCCUGUAUCUGCCAGCAGUAGGCCCUGCAAAUGGAAAACAUCCACAUCACAUUCUCGGCCACUGCCACCGCCCCAGUUGUGA
This is a messenger RNA of Leopardus geoffroyi (Geoffroy's cat), 693 nucleotides long. Its product is annotated as putative UPF0607 protein FLJ37424. The transcript has a single exon. NCBI's taxonomy places the organism in Eukaryota, Metazoa, Chordata, Mammalia, Carnivora, Felidae. The coding region runs from base 1 to 693 and encodes 230 amino acids. The record is from RefSeq and is a predicted model, not a curated record.